Nannizzia gypsea CBS 118893 is the source of this 699-nucleotide messenger RNA. RefSeq lists its product as hypothetical. The coding region runs from base 1 to 699 and encodes 232 amino acids. The transcript is spliced from 3 exons. Lineage: Eukaryota; Fungi; Ascomycota; Eurotiomycetes; Onygenales; Arthrodermataceae. The record is from RefSeq and is a predicted model, not a curated record.
AUGACAUCACGCCAGCGACACAGACGCAUCCCCUCCGGAGGUAGCGCUACCACUACACAGACUACCGCAUCAACUGCGUCCACGACAGUUCAGGCUCCAAACUCUACGAGGACUGGAUCCUCACAGCCUUCGUCUGCGCUUCCGUCGGUGCGUAGGACGCUAUUUAAUUCUGGGACCAACCCACGCAGUCAGCAGCUGGCAUCCAAUUCCACUUCUGUUACGCCCUCAGAUUACGGCGCUGUCAUACCAAUGGACACUAAUACAGGCUUGAGUGGAAGCACAAACCCUUUCGGAGGGCGGAGUAUAUCAAAAUCAGUACCUAAAGUCGGCACAUCUGUAUCGUCUAAUUUGGACAACGGUGAUAUUGUCCCUCGUGACAAGAAUGGAUGCUAUAAACUAGAUAUCCCUGUCCUACCGCCUGCAGAGUUCGAAGAAGCCGAUGGUGGUGACUCCAUGGAAGGCAUAGAGCACUCUGGAGGCGCUGAGAUGCCAGUUGAAGAGGGAGGAGAACUGGCUGGAAGGGACAAAGAAAAAAUUGAUGCGAGCUUCGUUGAAAUGAUGCGUCAUAAUAGGAGCAGACAUAUCAAUGGCGAACCCUCUGAAGUUUUCUUGCUGGUUCAGCAAAACCUCAGAGACAGAGUAUUAGGACUCGAGGAGGACGAUUGGAUGUUCGGAGCUGAGGAAGAAGUCAAACGAUAA